UAUGGGAAAGCAUUGACUCUUGCUUAAUAAUGAGUUUGUAAUAGCAUGAUUAAGGUGGAGGACGCAGAAAAAUCAUUUCCACUACACAACCUCCUCAAUACAACAACCCCCAUGAAAUCUUCCUUCUAGUCUUUCUUCACCUUUCUCACCAUGCCAUCUCGUUCCAUUCCUCCACCGCUGCCGGAAUCCCCACCGUUAUUUGUCACUUCCCCCCCUGUAGCUACACCAUCUCCUACCCAAUUCCCAAACCACCACCGCCCUCUCUCUUCCCGUCUUCUCCCUCCGCUCACAGCUGCCACAGCCGCCUUCUCCUUUCUACUAGUUUUCGUUGUCUGCUUCCGUAAAAUCAGCCGCAAGCGCACUGUCCCUUCUGACUCUAAGCCACCUCAUCGUUUCUCUUACAAUACCCUCCACCGCGCCACCGACUCAUUCUCCCCUUCCCUUCGCCUGGGCCAAGGUGGGUUCGGCGCAGUAUUUCGCGGCAUUCUCCCAAAUGGGCAACUGGUAGCCGUCAAAGUCAUGGAGUCGGGCUCUCUUCAGGGCGAGCGCGAGUUCCAAAACGAGCUCCUUUUUGCCUCGAAACUCGAGUCUCCGUAUAUCGUCGCGGCGCUUGGAUUCUCCUCGGAUCGCAAACAUCGGACGAUGUUACUGAUUUAUGAACUCAUGCCUAAUGGCAACUUACAGGACGCCCUUCUCCAGAGGAAGUGCCCCGAAUUGAUGCAGUGGAAUAAAAGGUUUAGUAUUGCGGUUGAUAUAGCUAGGGGGAUCGACUAUCUUCAUAGUUUGGAUCCGCCCGUUAUUCAUGGCGAUAUAAAGCCCAGUAAUAUUUUGCUGGAUCAGUGUUUCUCGGCAAAGAUUGCGGAUUUUGGAUUGGCGUGGCAGAAAACAGAGAAUCAAAAUCAGGAUCUCUGCGAGAUUAAGGUAGACGAGAGUGAUGUGGGGAAGAUGAAUGGUGGAUCGGAGUUGAAGAAGGCUGAAUUAGAGAGUAAUAAUGGGGUCCCGAUUGAGGAUUAUGGAUCUUUGGUGGAGACCGAAAGUGUGACUACCGGGUUCGAGGAGUUCAGCUUGGGAGUUGAACAGUCCCCGGAGAGCUUUCUUAAGGGACCUGUUUCAAUUUCUGCAACAUCACCGGAGACGGUAGAGAGUGUAAGUGCCUCGCCGGAAGCAGGUGGGUUAGCAGUGCCGCCAGAGGGAAAUUUUGAUGGUGCUAGUAUUGAGAGUGGGAAAGAUUUGACUAAUGGAGGGAAAAUGAGUGAAAGAGUGAUGAAGAGUGCAUCUGGAAGGGACUGGUGGUGGAAACAAGAUAACAGUGACGUGGUGGAGAACGGAGCGGUGAAAGACUAUGUGAUGGAAUGGAUUGGAACAGAGAUAAAGAAGGAAAGGCCGAAGAGCGAUUGGAUUGGAACUUCAUCAUCGAGCAAUCAAACAAUUAGGAAAAUGGAUAAAAAGAAAAAUCGAAAGCGUUUGGAUUGGUGGGUUUCGUUGGACGAGGAGAAAGAAGAGAAGGUUUGGAAGAAGGAGAAGAGAAGGCCGCCGAGGGAGUGGUGGAAAGAGGAGUAUUGUGAAGAGUUGGAGAGAAAGAAUAAGAAGAAGAAGAAGAAGAAGAAGGAACGAAAUAUGGGGAUGACCAACGAUGACAUUGGGGGAGGAGGAGAAGAGUGGUGGCCAAGGGAUGAGGAGUUGUACGUUGAGAAAAAGAAGAAGAAGCGGAGUAGGAGUAGAAGCAGUCGAGGCAGUGUUGACUGGUUUAGCGGUGAGCUAUUUAGAGGUACCGACAACAGCCAUGAUUCUUUAAGUGGAGAGAUACCAAAGAGUGGAGGAGUUAGCAGUACGCCAAGUAUGAGAGGAACUGUUUGUUAUGUCGCCCCUGAAUAUGGGGGUGGUGGACAUUUAUCAGACAAGUCUGAUGUGUAUAGCUUUGGAGUUUUGUUGUUAGUUCUUAUUGCUGGAAGGCGUCCGCUUCAGGUUACAAGCUCACCCAUGUCUGAAUUUCAGCGUGCCAAUCUAAUACAUUGGGCUCGUCAUCUGGCACGUUCUGGAAAGCUUCUUGAUUUGGUUGAUCAAUCUGUACAGUCUUUGGAUCGAGAUCAAGCUCUUUUAUGCAUUGCUGUUGCUCUCCUCUGUUUGCAGAAGUGUCCUGCUCGCCGGCCUUCCAUGAAGGAGGUUGUAGGGAUGCUCACUGGUCAAUCAGAGGCACCUCAAUUGCCGAUUGAAUUUUCUCCUUCACCUCCCAAGCGCUUGCCCUUCAAGUCCAAGUCAAUUAAGAAGGUCCGGUGAGUUUCCACCGUUGGAUGCCAAUAUCAAUGAACAAUAUAUAUUUUUUCUAAAUUAUCAAAGUUAGAUGAUUUCAUUUGAAAAAAAGGCCUUGUAGGCCUAUUACAA
Molecule: messenger RNA, 2382 nt
Organism: Hevea brasiliensis (rubber tree)
Lineage: Eukaryota; Viridiplantae; Streptophyta; Magnoliopsida; Malpighiales; Euphorbiaceae
Product: receptor-like serine/threonine-protein kinase At4g25390
Exons: 1
Coding region: 151-2277 (708 amino acids)
Biological process (GO): protein phosphorylation
Molecular function (GO): ATP binding; protein kinase activity
Source: RefSeq, a predicted model, not a curated record